AUGGGUUGCUCUGCCUGCAACCUGCCCUCCCUCACCCCACCGCCCUCCUCCACGGCCACCGCCACCACGUUCCCCGCUACAACCUCUACCCGAUUGAUCGCCUUCCCCUCCCGGCACCACCGCACAGACAAACGAUUAGCUCUUCACUUCCAAUUGCUCAAGCCCAACCGCUUCCCCCAUUUCACUCCACUCACUUACUCCGUCUCACCCCUCAGCUACUACGACUGCUACGGGGACCGCGACGGCGGCGAUGGAAGAAGCGGAGAUGAUGGCGGCGGCGGCGGCGGGGAUGAUUGGAGCAACAACAAUUUCUUCAAUUUUGACGGGAAAGCGCUUAUUCUCCUGCCCUUUCACUUCAUAUUUGGCGACAGAGAAGACUCGUAUUCCGUAUAUCUACCCAGACACGUUAAUGGGCUACUCAUUUCCAUAUCAGCUUUCUUAAGCUACUUGGUCUUUUCGCCUUCCGAGGCGCGAGCAAAGGCUGAGGAUUUAUCAGAUAAUCACGAGGAAGCUUUGUUCGAGAUCAGGGGCGGAAAGAGAGUUGAGCUAGUCCCAGAUUAUUCCAAAGACGAGUUCAUCGUUCCCGAUAGCUUGUGGGCUUGGUGGUCAAACGGCGACAAGUCUAGGUAUGGGUUGAGUUUGGGAGAUGUUUGGAUUAAAUGUAGGGGUUUGGUUGAGAGCGUGAUGCUCCCGGAGGGGUUUCCGGAGAGUGUUACGAGUGACUACCUCGAGUAUUCUCUCUGGAGAGGGGUUCAGGGCAUUGCUGCUCAAAUUAGUGGUGUGCUUGCAACUCAGGCGAACAGUGUAUGA
Molecule: messenger RNA, 810 nt
Organism: Striga hermonthica
Lineage: Eukaryota; Viridiplantae; Streptophyta; Magnoliopsida; Lamiales; Orobanchaceae
Source: the annotation of a GenBank genome assembly